AUGAUGCUCCACGCGCUCCUCGCGCUCGCCCUCGGCGCCGGCGUGCGCGCGCAGGAAGACUUCAAGCCCGACACGCGCUUCAACGUGACCUACCCCGCGACCUGGGGGCAGGUGCACUACACAUCGGGCGGCUCGGGGCGGGCGUGCGUCCCUUCCUUCCCGAGCUUGACGCAGUGGGCGACCCCUCCGGCCAGUGAACUCCUCUACCCCCGAGUAUCCUGCCCCGGCAGCCUUUCGCCAAACGUCCAGUUCAUCUUCCCCCUGACGCGUGUAAAGUUCCACGGAUACCUCGAAAAUGCGUCGGCGGCGGAUACACUGCAGCUCCGGAUCGACGGACGGAUCGUCGCGUCCCAGCCGAGCUCGGAACCGGGCGUCCUCGUUGAAAGCCCCGAGCUGCUCUGGGGCAGUCACCGCGUGAUGCUCGACGUGUUUGGCGGCAACGCGACCGUGCAUAUCGAGAACAUCACGGUCACGACGGGGAGUAUGGGCGAGCACGGGAAGGAGAACAGGCAGGAUUACAGCGUGAUCACCGAUGGACGCCUGAACACGAAGCAGUUCGGGUUCGAAGGAGAGUGGAACGUCACCGACGUGCUCGAGAACACGAACCGGUCGAUCGCAACGACGAGCGACAUAGCCUACGCGCAAGCGAUCGGCAGCCGUCUCUCCCGCCUCGCCCUCAACGUGCCCGCCAACACCUCGUUCCUGCAAGUCAUGGGCAGCGUCUCGCCAUGGGGCAAGUUCUUCACGAUCGACUGCACCCCGCUGCCGCCGCUCAUGCUACAGGGGGAUCUGGCCUACGACGGCGACUCGCCGUUCGAGAUCCCCGCCGUCUUGUUCGCGAUCCCCCUCGAUCCGGCGGUCAAGUACAACGCCUCGCUCGUCGUCGGCGACGACCCCGUCGCGAUGCAGCUUGGCGUAUCGAGUGUGGCGUUCUGGAACGGAACAUCGAACGACACGACUCCCACCCCGGGCCCGAGCCCGACCCCAAGCGCGACGGGCACGCCGUACCACCCCCAUCCGGAGAAGGGGACGAAUGUCGGCGCCAUCGUCGGCGGCGUAGUCGGCGGCGUCGGGGGCGCGAUUGUGCUCGCGCUCGUCGGAUUCCUGUUCUAUCGGCUGGGGAAGAAACGCUCCCAGCGGAAGGGCGGGUAUGCGCCGCAGGCGUCCGAGAAUGGGGAUCGGUUCGAGGUCGACGACAGCGCUACUGCUACUCCCUAUAUCGACUCUAUGCCGCUUACUGCCGCUGCUGCUGGGGCCGGGACAGGACGCGUGACGCAGGGCGGGAGUGCACAGGUUGGCGGCCCGCAGACAAGUGGACGGCCAGUGCUCCCCCCGCUAGUCACGGAGACGAAGCACGCCCUCGACUCGCCCGCGACGACGAGCAGCAGCGCCUUCCUCACCCCCGGCGCGCAGACGCGGCACAGCGACAUGCUUCUCUCCCCUGGUGGCGAGAGCUGGACCAAUAUGUCGAGCCACACGUUUGGGCCGCGCACCGAGUCCUCUGUCCCCCUCACCCCGCUCGAAAGGGAGAUCAAGGCUACGAUUCCUGCCUCGUCCAUUCCUCCGUCCCCCGUCACGCCUGCGACGGGGACGAUGGGGGGUAUGGGGGGUAUGGGGAGUAUGGGGAGUAUGGGUACUUUCGGGCUCGGGGCUGUGGACGAGCAGAGGGCUGGAGGUGAAGUGGGUGCCGGGGCAAGGGGGGAGGGGAAGACCCGCCCGCCGCCGGCGGAGAGGACACGGAGACCCCGGAGGGUCGCGCAGGAGGAAGAUGCGGGCAGGAUGGAGGAGGAUCUCGAGCUUGUCCCGCCAUCCUACAAUCCGGAAUGGGCCCGGGAACGGCAGUCGGCGCAGCCGCCUCCGCCUCAUACGCCGACGGAUGGCAACCCGCCACACGCGCUGUGA
Trichosporon asahii var. asahii CBS 2479 is the source of this 1902-nucleotide messenger RNA. RefSeq lists its product as uncharacterized. The transcript is spliced from 2 exons. NCBI's taxonomy places the organism in Eukaryota, Fungi, Basidiomycota, Tremellomycetes, Trichosporonales, Trichosporonaceae. Bases 1 to 1902 code for a protein of 633 amino acids. The record is from RefSeq and is a predicted model, not a curated record.